Messenger RNA from Gordionus sp. m RMFG-2023, 1553 nucleotides. RefSeq lists its product as uncharacterized. NCBI's taxonomy places the organism in Eukaryota, Metazoa, Nematomorpha, Gordioida, Chordodea, Parachordodidae. The record is from RefSeq and is a predicted model, not a curated record. Gene Ontology annotation, cellular component: cytoplasm. Bases 72 to 1553 code for a protein of 493 amino acids. The transcript is spliced from 4 exons.
UAACAUUUUAGUUUUAUUUAUAAUAUCUAUCCAAUUAUAAACAUUCUGCUAAAAAUCGAUUUAUAAUUAACAUGGUAAUUAAAGUUUAUGUUUCUGGAUCAUCUGGAAAUAAAGCAGUUAAAGCUAAUCAAAGAAAAGCAAUUGAUUUUUUAACAGCAUUGGGUGUUAAAUUAGAUAUAGUGGAUAUAAGUCAACCAGAAUUAACAGAAGAACGAGAUACAAUGCUGGCUUCAUGUAAAUCUGGAACAAAUGAUAAUGGAAAGUUACCAUUGUGCCCUCAAUUUUUUAACAGUGAUUUAUAUUGUGGAGAAUAUUCUGAUUUUGAUGUAGCAUUAGAAAAUGACACUAUUACUGAGUUUUUAAAAUUAAAAGAAUCUGAUAUGGUUGAAGGAAAGCCAUUACCUCCACAUGAUUGGCCGGAUAUUGAGAACCAGGAGAAAGAUGAGGCUGCUGUUAUGACAGAAAUAAAGGUCAGCGAGCAGAACGGCGAAACUAAGACGGAGGAAGUUCGAGAAAUUGGUAAAGAAAUUUCCGAAGAGAAAAAAUAUGUCAUAGAAACGCGGGAACAGAACAAAACGUCUGAAGUAAUUAAUGGAGAAGAAAAUAAUAAAACAAACCUCGGAGAAUUGAUCGAUUCCAAAUUUAACGGUAACACGUUGGAAGCAGAUAGAAAUUUCAAGAAAAAUGAGAUAAAGAUCGGUACUGACUCAAAUAAAGAUUCGAGUUCAUCUUCCGAUUCGAGUAGCAGUUCUUCCCCCAGUUCAUCGUCUAGUGAAUCUAGUUCUUCUUCCUCGAAACCCUCUUCAACUAGCCGUGCUAAUGCUGACGAUGUAAAGAAAAAAAUAGUUAUCCCUGCCGAUAAAAAUGUUGGGUCUAAAGUAUCUGCGUCGGCUUCUUCGAAAAUUGGUGACAGUAUUAACUCGAGCAAAAAGGAAGUCAAUGCGCCUGAUAUUAAAGCUCUUCCGCUUGGCCCGCUCAGCAAAAAGGAAGGCGAUGAUGAUGUAAAGAAAAAAAUGGUCGCCCCUGCCGAUAAAAAGACUAGAAUUCCUGAGUCAUCUUCUAAAUUAAAUUCUUCGACUCCCAAGGAUGCGUCAAAAAUAUCGGCGUCAACGACUCUAAAAACUGGUGGUGACAGUCGUAACGCGAUCAAAAACAUAACCAAUACGCCUAUUAAAACUGUUACCCCUAGUCAGCUCAUCAAAAAGGGGGGUGAUGAUAAUCUAAAGAAAAAAAUUGACAUCCCCGUCGAUAAAAAGUCUAAGAUUCAGGAGUCAUCGUUUAAAUUCAAUUCUCCGACUCCCAAAGAUGCAUCGAAAACAUUGGCGCCAACGACAUCAAAAAUUGGUGGUAAUUGUGGUAUUGCGAUCAAGAACAAAAUCGAUACGCCUAAAAGUAAAACUGCUCCUCUUAGUCAGCUCAGCAAAAAGGUUAAACCUAACGACGGUAAAAGUGCCGAAACGUUGAAAGAUAAGCCUCCUUCGUCUAGUUCAUCCAGUACUUCUAGCGACAGUUCCAGUACUUCCAGCUCCUCGACUUCAUCCGAUUCCAAUUAA